UCCUAUAAAGAGGUAGCUACGUACCUUCGGCAAGCCGAAAAGCACGGUGAAUUCAUUUCACAAAUGAAGCAUCGAAGAGCUUUGCUGGAUUCGCCAUUUUCAUUUCUCGUGGUCUUCUUGCUGCUCCCGCUUCCCUUGCAUGGGAAGGCUUCGAGUUCUGAGAAUGUCACGAAGGAAGAGGGUCCUGUGAUUGGAAAAUCUGAGUGGAGAGGACUAACAAGCACCGAAUAUGGAGAGGUGUCUGCCAUUGACGUCAAAGAUGGACGCAGACCACCCUUCCAUCUUCAAUUCUUUACACUGGAACCCAAUUCUCUCUUCCUUCCUGUUCUUCUUCAUGCAGACAUGUUCUUCUAUGUUCAGACAGGGAGUGGAAAGCUGACCUGGGCAUAUGAUGGUGAUACUGGAACGGUAAAUCUACGUCGAGGUGACAUCUGCAUGAUUGGCACAGGCUUCGUUUUCUACUUACAGAGCAACUUGGAGGCACAGAGACACAAACUUCGGGUUCUUGCAAUUUUCCCCAACUCGGUUGAUAACCAUUACGACCCGGCAAUCGGUGCUUAUUCGAGAAUCAAUGAACUGGUCGGCGGCUUCAACAAAAAAAUCAUGCAAGCAGCUUUUGGGGUGCCGGAGGAACUGGCCGCAGUAAUUUCAAACAUAACUGAGACCCCCGCAAUAGUGCAUGCUGUUUCGAAGGAUAAAAAGAAUAUAUUGGGAUUGGAAGCUUGGAUUCUAAACAGAGCAUUAGGUGGUGAUAUCGCCACUGGCGUGUCUACCAACAAGAAGAAACCCCGAACAUUCAACGUCUUUGACAAAGAUCCUGACUUUAAGAACUGUCACGGGUGGAGCCUCAUGGUGACCCUAAAACAUUUGAAAUCAUUAGAGCAGAUUGAUGUUGGCUUCCUCGUGGUGAAUUUGACCGCGGGAGCAAUGAUGGGGCCACACUGGAAUCCACUGGCAACAGAGGUAUUAAUGGUAUUGGAAGGGGAAGGCAUGGUUCGUGUCGUAUGCGGGAACAGCAAUAUGAACAAAUCUGAAUGCCAACACAGGAGGUUUAAGGUGAAGCAGGGAGAUGUUUUCACGGUUCCUAGGUUUCAUCCAAUGGCUCAAAUGUCUUUCAACAACGACUCUCUGGUUUUUCUGGGCUUUAGCACCACAACGAAGAAGACCUAUCCUCAAUUUUUAGUGGGAACAAGAUCAGUGGUACAAAUUAUAGAUAAGCGCAUACUGGCAGCAUCUUUCAACGUGAGUGACGGAACAAUUAAGCAGCUGUUGCAAUCUGAGGUAGGAUCCAUCAUAUUGGGGUGUCUGUCAUGCGCAGAAGAGGAGGAAAGGAUCAUGAUAGAAGAAGAAGCCAAAAAGAGGGAAGAGGAAAAGAGGAGAGAGGAGGAGGAAGAAGCAAGAAAAAGAGAAGAGGAAGAAGCUAGAAGGAGAGAAGAGGAGGAAGCAAGGAAGAGAAGAGAGGAAGAAACCAGAAGGAGAGAAGAAGAGGAAGCAAGGAGAGAGGAGGAGGAAGGCAGAAGUGAAGAAGAGGAAGAAAUCACAAGGAUGCAUCUGUAUUAACUGCACGAGAUGAAUUAACAGGGAUCCAUGUGCUUGAGGGACACCAAAUCUCCAAUUAUACUCCGCUCCAAAAUAAAAAUAAAAAGCCUAAUAUGCGUGCGUGUGUGAAAGAGAGCGAGGAUGCAAUGGAUGUUUAAAUUUUUAGAAAACAUGUUCUAUCUAUGCUGCAAUGACACAAUCCCAGAGUUCUUAUAAUUAGUUAUAUAUUAUGU
This is a messenger RNA of Prosopis cineraria, 1772 nucleotides long. Its product is annotated as vicilin-like seed storage protein At2g18540. Bases 64 to 1560 code for a protein of 498 amino acids. The record is from RefSeq and is a predicted model, not a curated record. NCBI's taxonomy places the organism in Eukaryota, Viridiplantae, Streptophyta, Magnoliopsida, Fabales, Fabaceae. The transcript has 5 exons.